AUGGAAGGCGCGUACACGCAUAAUCUCAACACCCACGACGUGCCAAAAAAUCCCUCCAACUGGAAGCAAGCGACUCGGAUCGGGAGCAACGCGCACUGCACCCACCGGGAGCUGGAAGUGUUCGGCGUGCCGUUCACCGACGGGAAGGUGGAGGAGCUGAGGAGCGGCAUCGCCGCGCAGCAGAGGAUGGUCAAGAGGGAAGGGUUCAUCGUCACGUGGCUCAACCCUGGUGGCGGUAGCACCAGCAUCAGGCCCAACAGCCUCCUGCGCCGCCUCAACGACCUCUACCAGUGGUCCAAGCACGGCGUCCAGGUCACCGUCCCGGUGGGGACCGCGUGGGAUCGAUUUGAGCUCACCACCGGGAAGCUGAUGGUUGGGGCCGGGGCAGAGGACAAGGAGAUCGAGGAGCUGAAGAAGCAGGCCAAGGAGAAGGAGGAUGAGCCGCCAAGAAGGAGAACGAGGAGCUCAAGAAGUGGGCUCAGGAGAAAGACGACCAGCUUGCUUCCAAGGACAAGCAGAUCGCUAACCUCAGGGGACGGGUUAGCAUGCUAA
This is a messenger RNA of Linum tenue, 552 nucleotides long. Lineage: Eukaryota; Viridiplantae; Streptophyta; Magnoliopsida; Malpighiales; Linaceae. The record is from the annotation of a GenBank genome assembly.